ACGAUUGCAAACCGCACGGUCCCUGUCGUGUUCCGCCAACGCUUUAGCGCUUGCGAUGGCAAAACCCUGCCCUAUCGGCUCGUCCUGACCAACAUGUACGGCUCCAACUGCUCGCGGUGCCCGUACAAUGCGUACUGCACGGGCUGCACCGUCCCUGGCCAACGUUCCUUUAUGCGAAAGCUGCAGCGCGACCAAAAGCAGGCUCUUCUCGCUGCUGGAGAUGAUGCCGCCAGCAGCGCCGCAGAAGAGGCUGUCGCGCCUGUCGACGAGAAUGACGCCGACGCCGACGCCGACGCUGAGGAUGAGGCUGGCGACGAGCUCGUCCAGUUGCGGUCGUCGGAGGCCAUUGUCAUUGAGUGGCUCACUUGCGAUUUCUACCAUUCCGAAACCGCGAAUCGUGUGGUGAAUUUUGCCGAACGGAAUGGAGCUGCUGCUGGCGACGCUGCUGCAGCUGCAGACGACGCAACGCUCACCCUGGAAAAGUGCUUUGCCGCCUUCACCACAGAAGAAAACCUGGGACCGAACGAUCACUGGUUUUGCCCCAACUGCAAAGACCUGCAACCUGCCGCCAAGCAGUUCCAUCUGUGGAAGCUUCCCGACGUUGUUGUCGUUCAUCUCAAGCGCUUCCAGUACUCCAAGUCGUGGCGCGACAAGAUUGAAGCGAACAUUCACUACCCGAUGCGGGGCCUCAACCUGGCGCCGUUUGUGGCCGCGGAAGCGCAGCUGCACAACGAGCCCGAUACUAUGCUCUACGAUCUUGUCGGCGUUGUCAACCACUUUGGCGGCAUGAGCGGCGGCCACUACACUGCGUUUGCGCUGCACGCCCCCACCAACCAAUGGUACAACUACAACGACUCGCAUUGCUCCAAGGCGCAGCCGCACGAGGUUGUGAACAGCGAGGCGUAUGUUCUCUUCUACCAACGCCGCCACUGCGCCUCCGCCGUCAACCUCGACUUGCUGCGCACGACGGAUGCGUCUCCCCUUGCUGAUCCGCCGGUUUCUUCGGCUGUUGAUGCUCAACCGUCGUCGUCGUCGUCGUCCGCUCCGUCUCUUCAUGCAGCCGCGUUCUCGUCAGCGUUGCCGGACGACGGAGAAGUCCUGACGUACCCCCCGCGCACCACUGGUUCAUCUCUUCACGAAGCCGCAAUCGCUGCAGCCCUGCAUGACGACGGAGAAGUCCUGACAUACCCCCGCAAGUCGUUGGUCAUUCCGUAUGACCCGUGGGCACCAGCUGACGGCCCGACCAUUCCACUCCAGUCUUCCGAUGGUCUCGCGCUCACGGGCAGCCCACCGGCGUUGUUUGACGAUGACUUUUACACGUCCAGUGCCAACUUUGCCCCCGAAUCCUCCUCGGCUCUGUCCUCCGCAAGCAGCGCUCUGCCCAAGCAAGAGACGGAAGAGAUUGCAGUCUACGAGAACAAUGGGGAUGUGGACGGCAACGCCACCACGACCACCACGCACAUUCGGCUCGAGUAUAGCGACGACGAAAGCGACCAGGAAGAGCGCGAGCGUGAGGGCGAGCUGGAGCCUCCCCUCAUUGACACGUCCGGGUACUCGCGUCUGGGUGGCAAUGACGACGACGUGCACUCCGAGUCUGACACUGAGCAGCAGGACGCCGCCGCCGCCGACGACGACGAUGAUGGCACCAAUCAAAUUGCUGAGCAGAACGAGUCUGUCGGCUUUCGCUACCUCAAGUCGCAGGUCUCGCUGCAAGACCUCCAUCCCGAAGAGUUAGAGGCCGUGCAAGAGUUCAAGCGCCGUGAAGAGGCCGAGCAGGUCGUCUUCCCCGUGCAGGAGGUGGCUCUUGACCCUUCGCAGCAAGCAGAGUUGCAGGCCAUGUCUGACGCGCUGAGCAAGUAG
Molecule: messenger RNA, 1860 nt
Organism: Capsaspora owczarzaki ATCC 30864
Lineage: Eukaryota; Filasterea; Ministeriida; Capsasporidae
Exons: 1
Biological process (GO): protein deubiquitination
Molecular function (GO): cysteine-type deubiquitinase activity
Source: RefSeq, a predicted model, not a curated record